UGUGCUGGUGUUGCUGUGCUGUUGAGUUUGCUGGGUUGCAAAAUUGUCGCAAUUCGCAGAUUACAUUUAUCAAUUUCGUCAAUUUAAAAAGGUGUUUUUAAGCUAUUCUACAGAAAAAUAAGAAAAUUUCUUUCGAUUGAACGCUCGCGUAGUCAUCAGAAGCAAUGGUAGUGCGCGAAUAUAACGAGGAGCUGAAAUACAUCGAGCGUAUUUCGCCGAACAGCUUCCGCAUCAAGAAGGGCUUUCAGCCAAACAUGAACGUCGAGGGGAUCUUUUACGCCAACAGCCGGCUCGAGAAGCUGAUGUUCGAUGAGCUGCGGAACUCUUGCCGACCGGGAAUGACUGGUGGAUUUCUACCAGGCGUGAAGCAAAUUGCCAACGUUGCGGCUCUACCGGGAAUUGUCGGCAGAUCUGUUGGUCUUCCGGAUAUUCAUUCUGGCUAUGGGUUUGCAAUCGGAAAUAUGGCUGCUUUCGAUAUGGGUGAUCCAACUUCUAUUGUAUCGCCGGGUGGCGUAGGCUUCGAUAUCAAUUGUGGAGUUCGGCUGUUACGUACCAAUCUUUUUGAGCAGGACGUCAAACCUGUUAAGGAGCAACUUGCGCAGAGUUUGUUUGACCAUAUUCCAGUAGGAGUAGGAUCGAAGGGUAUAAUUCCAAUGAAUGCUCACGACUUGGAGGAAGCACUCGAAAUGGGAAUGGAUUGGUCCCUACGGGAGGGAUACGUUUGGGCUGAAGAUAAGGAACAUUGUGAAGAGUAUGGUCGUAUGCUGAAUGCUGAUCCCAAUAAAGUUAGUAUGCGUGCCAAAAAGCGAGGAUUACCUCAACUUGGAACAUUGGGGGCUGGUAAUCAUUACGCAGAGAUUCAGGUCGUGGAAGAAAUUUAUGAUCGAUAUGCAGCCAGCAAAAUGGGAAUUGAGGAGCUGGGUCAGGUUUGCGUUAUGAUUCACUCUGGAAGCCGAGGUUUUGGUCAUCAGGUGGCCACCGAUGCUCUUGUUGAAAUGGAGAAAGCUAUGAAGCGUGACAAAAUUGAAACCAACGAUCGGCAAUUGGCUUGUGCUAGGAUCAAUUCAACCGAAGGUCAAAAUUAUCUAAAAGCCAUGUCAGCCGCAGCUAACUUUGCAUGGGUCAAUCGGAGUUCUAUGACUUUCCUCACUCGACAAGCAUUUGCCAAACAAUUUAAUACCACUCCGGAUGAUUUAGAUAUGCACGUUAUUUAUGACGUAUCUCACAAUGUUGCUAAAAUGGAAGAGCAUCUGAUCGAUGGCCGUCCGAGGCAGCUCUUAGUUCAUCGUAAGGGAUCCACUCGGGCGUUUCCACCCCAUCAUCCGUUGAUCCCGGUCGAUUAUCAACUCACUGGGCAGCCGGUUCUUGUCGGUGGUUCGAUGGGAACCUGUAGCUUUGUAUUGACCGGAACAGAGAAAGGUAUGGCUGCUACUUUCGGGUCGACAUGUCACGGAGCUGGAAGAAGUUUAUCACGAGCAAAGUCUCGUCGUAAUCUAGAUUAUAAGGAUGUACUGAGAGAUUUGGAGGCAAAAGGCAUUUCAAUUCGUGUAGCAUCACCAAAGCUGGUGCAGGAAGAGGCACCCGAUUCGUAUAAGGACGUCAGGGACGUAGUGCAGACGUGUCACGAUGUUGGCAUCAGUGCGAAAUGUAUUAAACUAAGACCGAUUGCAGUCAUUAAAGGUUAGUCUGUAACUUCUGUGACUACGUUUGAGAAAGGUGAUUUUCAAUAAUAAAUUGAA
This is a messenger RNA of Sabethes cyaneus, 1739 nucleotides long. It is a transcript of the gene RtcB, whose product is annotated as RNA-splicing ligase RtcB homolog 1. Gene Ontology annotation, cellular component: nucleus; tRNA-splicing ligase complex. The transcript is spliced from 2 exons. Gene Ontology annotation, biological process: tRNA splicing, via endonucleolytic cleavage and ligation. The record is from RefSeq and is a predicted model, not a curated record. Lineage: Eukaryota; Metazoa; Arthropoda; Insecta; Diptera; Culicidae. The coding region runs from base 165 to 1685 and encodes 506 amino acids. Gene Ontology annotation, molecular function: RNA ligase (ATP) activity.